UUACUUUGUGCAGCUACAGGUGGGUUGAUUCAUUCUUGCAGGCAGGGACGUUGUUGCACCUGUGCCAGUCUCUGCUUUGGUAGCAGUCUCACUCACAGGUUGACGGACUCCGGACACUGAUUCAUCAACUACUUUUGUAACAGAUCUUACAGGAUGAACAAAGAGUACACAGAGGUCAGUCCCUCUGAUCCCUCCGUCAACGCCUACACCACCACCCUGUCCGCUGUGAAGGCCGAGAUCGACUACAAGCGCAAGAAGUGCCGCUACGUCCGCAAAGAUGGCAAGUGCAAUGUCCUGUUCCGCCAUGUUCCUGAGGAGUGGCUCAUGUACGUCACUGACAUCUUCACCACGCUGGUGGAGAUCAGAUGGCGCGUCAUGUUCCUCAUCUUCGCCCUCUCCUACAUCUUCUCCUGGCUCUUCUUCGGCAUCAUCUAUUGGGUGAUUGCCAUGGCUAACGGCGACAUGAAGGACCCGACUAACGCCCCCUGCGUGUACGAGGUGAGGGACUUCACUGGGGCUUUCCUCUUCUCACUGGAGACCCAGACCACGAUCGGUUAUGGUUUUAGGGGGAUGUCGGAGAACUGCAUGGUGGCUAUUAUCGUUGUGACUGUGCAGGACGUCAUCAGCUGUUUUAUUGAUACAUUUGUCAUCGGUAUCGCUGUGGCGAAGAUGGCAUCGGCACGGAAACGGGCGCAGACGGUGGGCUUCAGCAACUGCGCCGUCAUUAACUUGCAAAAUGGGCAGUUGUGCCUGUCUUGGAGGAUUGGGGACUUCCGCCGGCACCACAUGGUGGAGGGGAAGGCUCGCGCCCAAAUCUUCCGCCCCAACAUGCACGCCACAGGCACGGAAGAUGUCAACUACAAGGACCUGGAAAUCAAACAGAGUGAUUUAAUUUUAGCGAUACCAACCACCAUCUUCCACGUUAUUGAGCCAAGUAGUCCACUCUACCGCAUGAGCCUAGAGGAGCUUCGGAAAGAUGACUUUGAGUUGGUGGUGUCCUUCACCUACACAGACGACUCGACGGGCAUCCUGCACCAGACCCGCACCUCCUACACGCCCGACGAGAUCCACUGGGGACAUCUGUUCCAAGAGAUGCUGAAUGUUAACCGGAGGUACUACAAGAUAGACUACUCCAUGUUCCACCACACUGCUAAGGUCCUGGUUCCGGAGGUCAGUGCAGAGGAGUACGAGCAAAUGAAGCUUGGGCAUUACCCACGCAACUCGCCGCGCCCCAAGCGCCCAUGCAUUAAUCGCAAACCCCCGACUGUGACUGUAGAACUGGUGAAUGGCACCCCAAAACCAGAAGAACAUGUUGCCACGGUUGCCACUAUUGCAGCAGUUUGUGAGGAUCAUUGACAUUUGUGUCUUACAAGGAACCCCGUUCUGACAUAGAUGUUCUAAUGAUAUGAUGAUGCCAACACAGUGAUCAAUGGCCAUUCAGAAACAUAUGAACUCAUGGACAAUUUGAUCAUUUCUUCACAGGCAACAGUAAGAGCAGGCUGUGUACUUAGUGGAAUGUCUUGCAGGAAGUAACCCCCCCAACCCGCACACACAAAUGUGGAAACUGCUGUCGUGUUGCUUGCUAAGUUUUUUGUCAAACUUAGUAUCUAUGGUGGAGUCACAAUAUAAUACAAACAAUUAUACAAUGUCUGCUCCUCAGUAUGAUAGAUAGACUACUGAAAUCAAAGAGAUACAGAAAAUGGAUAAAAAUAAGAUAAUCAUGAUUUUUAUGGAGAGGUUAUGGUAACUUAAUACUGUCAUCUACAACAGAGAGUACUAUAUAGAGAUUCAUUUAUUUUCAGAAUAUGCUUUGAGGUGUCAGAUAAAAUGCUGUUUUAUUUUGUGAGUGCUUUGUAAAAUAUGUACAGUGUCUUCAGAAGUACCCCUUUACUUAUUUCACAUUUUGUUACAGCCUGAAUACAAAAUGGAUUAAAUAUGUUUUUCUCACCCAUCUACACACAAUACCCCAUAAUGACAAAGUGAAAGCAUGUAUUUCGAAUUUAUUGCAACUUUAUUUAAAAUUAAAAACAAAAAUAUCAAAUUUACAUAAGUAUUCACAUGCUAGAAUCACCUUUAGCUGCGAUUACAGCUGUGAGUCUUUCUGGGUAAGUCUCUAAGAGCUUUGCAUACCUUAUUGUACAAUAUUUGCACAUUAUUCUUUUUAAAAUUCUUCAAACUAUGUCAAGUUGGUUGUUGAUCAUUGCUACACAGCCAUUUUCAAAUCUUGCCAUAGAUUUUCAAGCCGAUUUAAGUCCAAACUGUAACUUUGCUAAAUAGGAACAUUCAUUGUCGUCUUGGUAAGCAACUCCAGUGAAUAUUUGGCUGUGUUUUAGGUUAUUGUCCUGCUGAAAGGUGAAUUUGUCCCCCAGUGCUUUGUACCCCAAAGCAGACUGAACCAGGUUUUCCUCUAGGAUUUUGCCGGUGCCUAGCUCUAUUCCGUUAAUUUUUAUCCUAAAGAACUCCCUAGUCCUUGCCGAUGACAAGCAUACUCAUAACAUGAUGCAACCACCAACAAGCUUGAAAAUAUGAAGAGUGGUACUCAGUGAUGUGUUGUGUUGGAUUUGUUGAAACAAAAUGCUUUAUAUUCAGGACAUAAAGUUAAUUUCUUACAACUUUACAACUUGUUUUACAACUUUAGUGCCUUAUUGCAAACAGUAUAUAUGUUUUGAAAUCGUUGUAUUCUGUACAGGCUUUCUUCUUUUCACACUGUCAUUUAGAUUAGUAUUGUGCAGUAACUACAAUGUUGUUGAUCUAUCCUCAGUUUUCUCCUAUCCCAGCCAUUCAAAUCUGUUUUAAAGUUAGCAUUGGCCUCAUGGUGAAAUCCCUGAUCAGUUUCCUUCCUUUCUGGCAACUGAGUUAGGAAGGACGCUGUAUCUUUGUAGUGACUGGGUGUAUUGAUACACCAUCCAAAGUGUAAUUAAUAACUUCACCAUGCUCAAAGGGAUAUUCAAUGUCUGUUUAUGUGUAUUUUUACCAAUCUACCAAUAGAUGCCUUAUUUGCGAGGCAUUUGAAAACCUCCCUGGUCUUUGAGAUGGUCAUUCAGAAAUCAUGUUAAACACUAUUAUUGCACACAGAGUGAGUCCAUGCGACAUAUUAUGUGACUUGUUAAGGAACUUUUUUCCUCCUGAAGUUAGUUAGGCUUGCUGUAACAAAGGGGUUGAAUACUUUUAGACUCAAGACAUUUCAGCUUUUAAUUUUGAAUUAAUUUGUAAAAAUGUCUAAAAACAUAAUUCCACUUUGACAUUAUGGGGUAUUGUAUGUAGUGACACAAUCUCAAUUUAAUCCAUUUUAAAUUCAGACUGUAACAGAAAAUGUGGAACAAGUCAAGGGGUGUGAAUACUUUCUGACGGCACUAUAUGUGAGUAUGUUGAACACAAUGAUGUACCAUCACAUUACAGAAAUGUUGAGCACAGUGGAAUUAAGUGUUUUGCUUGUUGUGUGGUUCGUUUAAAACAUGAUACUUUUGCGCACACGCUGUGUUCAAUACACAUUUACAUCUGUUGCUUUUAUAAACUGAUGAUUAAAAUGAUUCACUGCACAGCAAAUUGGCCAGUGUUAAUUAGUGUUGAUUUUUCAAUGUAACAUUUCUAGUGUUGAUUCAGAAAUGAAAGUAACUCCGUAAAAGUUCAAUUAAAACAGUGGUGUAAAAUAA
Messenger RNA from Oncorhynchus kisutch (coho salmon), 3653 nucleotides. RefSeq names its product inward rectifier potassium channel 16-like. Lineage: Eukaryota; Metazoa; Chordata; Actinopteri; Salmoniformes; Salmonidae. Gene Ontology annotation, cellular component: plasma membrane. The record is from RefSeq and is a predicted model, not a curated record. Bases 154 to 1356 code for a protein of 400 amino acids. The transcript has 2 exons. Gene Ontology annotation, molecular function: inward rectifier potassium channel activity. Gene Ontology annotation, biological process: regulation of monoatomic ion transmembrane transport; potassium ion import across plasma membrane.